AUGUUAUCGUUUCGACCUCCUAUCAUCGAUGGCAGGCUCAAGAUUGGGGCCAUAUACGCCAUCUUAUUUUUUCGCGACCCCGACCCCGCUGAAGGUUUUCAUUGGGGAAUUUACCAUCACCUUACGACGCACGGUGGAUACAAGUAUCAUCUGAAGAAUAUGGGACAAAACCAUUGGAUUCAAGACUUCCAAUCCACCGGCGGUGUGAUGAAGUCUAUCUUCCUCGUUGGGCUCAUGAGGAUUGGUUAUGCCGACCCCUCCCAGAACCAAAAUGUGUACAACAUUGUCAACAGCGUCGCCAUAACCGCCCCGCCGCCUGGAAGUGACCGCUCGACCUGCCGCACUUGGUCAAUGUAUGUCAUAUACCUCUUGACGACCCAAGGCUACGUCCGCUGCAAGAAUAUGGCCAUGCUCGAGGAGCAGAUCACGGACUGGGCCAAGGCGCAUCACGAAACCUCCGUGAUGAAUGUCCAGCCCCGUCCCAUUACCGAUUCUACGGUUUGCCAGCUCUAUUGA
Molecule: messenger RNA, 516 nt
Organism: Cyclocybe aegerita
Lineage: Eukaryota; Fungi; Basidiomycota; Agaricomycetes; Agaricales; Hemipholiotaceae
Source: the annotation of a GenBank genome assembly